This is a messenger RNA of Pedinophyceae sp. YPF-701, 2010 nucleotides long. The record is from the annotation of a GenBank genome assembly. NCBI's taxonomy places the organism in Eukaryota, Viridiplantae, Chlorophyta, Pedinophyceae.
AUGGCGAGUCUUGUGCUCGGGCAGCAGCUCGAGCAGGUCUACAGUUUGCUUGAGGCAUCGCAGUGGAAGACCGCCCUGAAGAUCCUGGAUCAGAUCGUCGCGAAGAAGAGCUUCAAGGGGAACGCCGAGGUACGUGUGCUCAGGGCAAUCGCCCUGCAACGUCUUGGGCGGGGCAGUGAAGCUCUGGAGAUCUGCGCGGACAUCAGGAAGGACAAGGCCAUCCUCUCGGACUCCAACGUGCUGACGCUUGCAUCUAACGUGUAUCGGUGGGAGCGCCGGCCCGCCGAGCUGGGCUCGAUGUAUGAAGACGCGUGCGCGGCAAAUCCCGGAAACAUGCACCUCCUUCAGGAAGCCUUCCGGGCCAACAUGUCGGCGUUCAACUUCGUGAAGCAGCAACAGAUCGCCAUGAAACUCAACAGGGGUGCGCCAUCCGACAAGCACUUCUGGUGGGUCGUCAUGAGCGUCCUCCUGCAAGCACGCAACGCUGGAAUGGCCGCACGUCGCGACCAGGCGGCACCAGCUGGGCCGGGCGCGCAGCAGCUGCUGAAGCUGGCGGACGGCAUGAUCUCCAAGCACCUCGGCAGGGCGGCAUCGCUCAGCGCCGACCAGCUGCUGGUCGCCGUGCACGUCCUGCGAGCGAUGGACAGACCCGGCGACGCGCUCGAUCACCUGAGGUCCGAGGUGGGACGAAACGCGCUGCCUCUGGAUCAUGAGAGGAUCGGCCUCGAGGCCGUGCUUCUGGAGGACUGCGGGGACUACCCGUCGGCAGCCGCGUCAUACCUGACGCUGCUGGAUGUGGACAAGGACGACUUCCACGCGUGGCUGAAAUAUCUGGAUUGCAUGCUGCCUGGGGGCGAGCCGUGGCGCGACGUUGUGCAAGGCGGGCUCGACUCUCUUGUGUCGCUCUCUCAGGCGGAUAGGCGGCGCAGCGCGUGCGACGUGUCGUUGGAGGAUGCGGUCGCCGCGGUAGAGUCGGCGAUCGCCAGGUUUGAAGGAGGGGCAGAGGAAAACAACAGCGGGUGUCGGAGCGUCCUAUUAGCUCGCACCGAGCUUGCGUACCGACUGCACCUGAUGUCGGAGCCUGGGCAGCGCGACGGCGAGCAGCUUGCAAAUGCCAUGUACGCAUACUUCAAAGGAUGCUCGACGGUCAGUUCAUGUGCGUCGGACCUCGGCAGGUACUGUGCUGAGAUAUCCUCAUUCCCGCAGGCAGCUCAACGCCUCGCUGACCGGCUCGAGGGCGACACGAAGGACCCUGAUCUCUCAGGGGACAUGCGCCAGGCCACCAACGACCUACGGGCGAGAGUGUGCGCGCUGCGCCUGCGGCACGAGCUAGGAUGCGAUGGAGAGGAUGGAGACAGCCUCGCGCGGCACGCACAUAGGCUCAUGGAUUUGUACGCUGCGGCCUCGCCGCUCUCCAAGGACCUCGAUCCCCGGGAACGCGGACCUGCUGAGGAUGUUGCCCUUAUUGCAGCUGGGUGUCUUGUGGACUGCUACCGCCCCACCGUCACGGACCACGCCAAUACUGGGCGUCUCAUUCAGGCGCUUCUGUGCCUGGAGGCUGCCAUCAAGAAGCGGCCAUACAGCGCGAAUCUUCGGAUUGCCGCCGGUUCCCUCAUGGGAAUCCUCGGAUCCGCAGAGGAGGCCGCGAAGCACUUCAAGCGCCUGGACAUCAAGUUCAUCCAGAACGACUCCCUGGCGGGGCACAUCUGCCUGCCGACGGCCUCCUCGCUAUCGUCGCUUGCUGAAGUGCAGCACCUCUGUCGGCAGGAAGUUGCGCUUUUUGACGACCAUGAAGGCUCGGCGGGUGAUACGCUCACAAUCGCCUACGAACAUGGAACACUAUCUAAAGUGAUCGAGAUGGUCGACUUCAAGGAGAGGCUGGAGUACUCCCAUGCCCGCCUGGUAGCGCGCCAAGAAGGCAGCAUCAGCGCCAUAUCCUCCAUCUUCACCCAAAGCAGGCACUCGCCAGCCUGUCUCAAGAAACAUGGGAUGGACAAUGCAGCGUCCUGA